GAUGCAAGCUUUCCUAGUGUCCCUCUUUGACAUUGUUCAGUCUCCCUCUCAUCAAGCUUGUUCGCGUCUGAUACAUUGUCGAUCGUUUCGCUUCCUGAUCUGCUUGGGGCGGUUGUAUUCUGCCUCUCAUCGCGUCCGCCUGCCGCACGGCCACUUCCCGCCGUUUCACUCCCCCCCACACGCAGCGGACAUCUACACCCACCCGACGUCGGGCAUUUAACUCGGGGUAAAGUCGAGACAGACAAAGGGCAACAAUGGCCCCAAAAUACGCGCUAUCGGAGUCUGAGUCCGAGUCCGAGUCGGCAGCCGGCCGUCCAGACAUUCCGUCCGAUGACGCGCUGGAACAAGCUUUACGCGACACCGUCGCCGAGAUCCACAAAUCGGGCAAGUUGGAGGAAUUGACGGUCAAGCGUGUGCGUCUCGCGGCAGAAAAGGCGCUCAAGCUCGACGAAGGAUUCUUCAAGACACAAGGUGAUUGGAAAGCCCGAAGUGAAGAGGUCAUUCGCGAUCAAGUGGAGGUCGAGGAGAAAGCCGCCGAACAAUCGACCCCAAAAAAGAACGAUAGCGACUCUGAAAGUGAACUGUCCUCGGAAGACGCGAAGCCCGCCAAGAGAACGAAAUCGGCCCGCACCGCCGCACCGCGCAAACGCCAGAAAACCAGUCCUUCGGAAACCGAUGAAAAUGAUAGUUCGAACAUCGAGGAUGAGUACCAGGAUGAUGAAGUAAAGCCCUCCACGAAAAGGCAAACAAAGACCACCAACAAGAAAAAGACCAAGCCCAGCGAAGAGCCAGCCCCCGAUGACUCUACUGACGCCGCCAAUGGGAAAGAAGAUCAGUCAGAAGAUAAAGUCGAUACCGAAAGUGAAAUGUCGGUAGUUCUUGAUGAGGAGCCGAAACCCGUUCGCAAGCGACAGAAGAGCGCCGAGACAUCCUCACGAAAAGGGAAGAAAGCGGCUCCGGCCAAGGGCAAAGAUGCGGAUCAGGACCCCAAUCAGGCGGAGAUCAAACGGCUGCAGGGUUGGCUGAUUAAAUGCGGGAUUCGCAAGAUGUGGGCGAGGGAGCUGGCUCCUUUCGACACCCCCAAAGCCAAGAUCAAACACCUCAAGGAUAUGUUGAAGGAGGCCGGCAUGGAAGGGCGGUACUCGGUGGAGAAAGCGAACCGCAUCCGUGAGGAGCGUGAGCUCAAGGCCGACCUCGAGCUGGUGCAGGAAGGAGCCAAGCGAUGGGGGAAGGAGGCUGGGAGCGACGAUAGUGAAGACAGUCGGCCUAGACGGAGAUUGAACCGGGGACGUCGAGGCCUGGCCUUCUUGGAAGAUGAGGAUGGUGAGGAGACGGACUGAUGGUGUUGCAUGAGUGUUGCUGGCUUGUGCAAGCAAUUAUAUCCGGGGCAGGCUCUGGAUUAUCAAGUUGUUCAAAGAGUAUGAGUUGUACGAGAUACCACUGGCAUUUCCUUUUUCCUUUGCGUUCAUUGUUCAUUUUCCCGACUUCGUUCCGCCCAUUCGUUGAGCCACCAAGCUGAAGACAGCGACCGAGGAGAU
Molecule: messenger RNA, 1538 nt
Organism: Aspergillus japonicus CBS 114.51
Lineage: Eukaryota; Fungi; Ascomycota; Eurotiomycetes; Eurotiales; Aspergillaceae
Product: putative transcriptional regulator
Exons: 2
Coding region: 255-1340 (361 amino acids)
Cellular component (GO): nucleus
Source: RefSeq, a predicted model, not a curated record